AGUAACGGUGCUAUCAGCAAUCUCAGUGGCUCUGAGCUAGGGAGAAGCCACAUUAGUCACAGUUCCCACUCUUCAUCACUUUCCAGCGACCUCUGCUGGAUAGUGUGUUCAGAUGCUGGGAAAGGGCAGCUUUUGAUUUUACUACAGUGUCCCCCAUGAAAAUGGUCUGCCAAAAGUUGACACAUGAAGGAUGACCAUUUGGAGCCGGCUAGAAAAGCCAGUGCUUGUGGGACUACAACUCAGCAGGAGAGGAGUUGAGACAAUUGGGAAAAACAAAACACGUUAGCAGUCCACUUUUGCCUCUACCAAAGGCCUAUUUUUCAACUGGAAAAUGAAAAAUAUCUGGCCAUCCUUUUUCGAAUGAUGCUGUGGGUCAGAACUGACUGACGUCAUUAGUCUCAGCCACCUGCCUGAAGAGGGGGUGAAACUGACUCUCUGCGAAAUUCACCAAACUUUGCCAUUUCUGGCUGGUCGCAGAGCUCCGCGCCCGGCUAGGGAUGAGCUGAAUGGCUAGAUUUCCAGCAACAAGGUUCUCCGCCAGCAGACCUUCAGAGGCAAGGUCUAAGCAAACAGAUGAGUGUUUCACCAACCACAGGAAAAGGCAGCUUUGCCUGCCUGCAAAGUGCAGCAAGAUUUGAUUCCAGGAUUAAAGCAGCAGUAGCCGUCGAGCCUGCAGCAGCAAUGAAGAACAAAUUAGCGAAGGCUAUGAACGGUGAACUGAACGUUAAUGGUGUAACUGUUGACUCAGGAGCGAGUACAUCAGAGGCCUUCGCUCCAGCCGCUUCAUCCCUUGUGAUGAGAGACUCCCACCCUAACUCAAUGAGCGGGUAUGACUUUUUCUGGGACUGCGGACAGUACCAGUCUACAAGUGUGGACAAACUCAAAGAAAAGGUGAUGCUGCCCCAGCUGCCUUCUCAAGGUCAACAUCAGUCAAACGGUCCUUUCGAAACUGCUAUUAAAGAAGUCCCAACUGAGCCUUCUGCAAUGCCGAAAAACCUGAAGCUGUGUGAUGACAGGACUCACAAUUCUACUGGUUUGCAUUUUGAUCCUUACAGCUUAUGUUCGACUCCGAAAAUUCACUUUGAUAUGGUGCAAGAGCCAUCAUCUUUCUCCCCAAACCAUGAGCUCACCAGGACUAUGUCUGAAGAAGUUCACUCCUUCACGUAUCCUUAUGAUCACCAGUAUGAACACUGUAACUCUCAGCCAGACAUAGUAGACCUCGAGGAUGCUGACCUGGACCUCUUCUGCAGCAAAGAUUAUGAACAAGUUGUGGAGCUGGAGGAUAAAGAGUCAGAGUCCAGGCGGAGCUCCGGUGGCAUCGAGUCAAAGAUGGAGGAACCGAAAAUGCCGGCGAACCAAGACAUCUCUAUCAAUCCCCUCUUUGACUGCGACGGUGAUCACUCUUUGGAAAACUCUAUCACAUUCAACAUUCCACUCAAGGAAUUUACUCAUGAUCCGGCCUCAGUUGUAGUGAUGCCGUACACCUCAUCAUAUUUCAUGGGGCUCUCUGGUGAGUCAGAUAAUGAAUUGAAUGACUGCCAUGAUGCAGAGGUGAAAAUGUCGCUGAAGCAGGAUGUCUCCACCUUCUCCCUCUCUGACUCCACACUUGCUCCUUCUCUAGAAAGUUUGAAUCUUUUCAAAUCUUCAUUUAAUGAAACUCAGACCUCAGCCUCCCUCCUGAUGACUCCACGUUCAUCAUCACCAAGAAAAGAUCUGACUGUCUCAGACAGUGAAACCGAUGAGUGUGAGGAUCCUGAUGCUGCAGCAGUAAAAAUCCUUUCGAAGCUGGUCAUGUCAACUCUCACGCUGUCUGAUGCUGAUGCUGACGGCCCUGGUGCUCCUGAAAGCAACAGCGCCCGCUCUCUGGAAUCCUCCACACUCUUCAAAACCCCUGUGAAGAAAGAAAAGAAGGAUUCUGUCCCACUGACACCUCUGACGCCAUCAUCCUCUGCCACAAGUAAAGGCGAAUGCAUACGUAGAAGAGUAACUGAUGAACGCGAAUUGCGCAUUCCACUGCAAUACGGAUGGAGGCGUGAGAUCAGACUCAGGACUGUUGGGACCCGCCUGCAUGGGGAAACCACAUAUUACGCCCCCUGUGGAAAGAGGUUACGUCAGUUCCCUGAAGUUAUUAAGUACCUGGUUCGAAAUGCAGUGACUGAAGUCAAUCGGGAACAUUUCAGCUUCAGUCCCAGGAUGAAUGUGGGAGAUUUUUUUGAAGCACGGGACUCCUCUGAGGGUGAGCAGUGGUGCAGGCUUACUGUGGAAGAAAUCCCUUUACGGAUUAAAGCCAUGAUGGGCAGACGGGGACGGCCACCGAAUCCGAACAAGCAACGAGCCCAGAAACCACCAAAGGUCAAGCGAGGCAAAGGAAGGCCACCGAAGGUCAAGACUGUGACGUUGCUCAACAAGACAGAGUUCAAACUCAUGAAAAGAAUCGAAUCUCAAGCUAUUCUGAAUGAAAAAGAGAAGCAGAAGCUGAAGGCCUUGCUGAAUAAGUUGAAGCAAAAGGGACAGUCUCAACUUGAACCAGAGCAGAAGCUGCAGAAAGCCCAAAGGUUGAGAAAGGAUCAGAAGGACAAGCAAAAGAGGAAGCAGCAGAAACUGAAAGGGAAACAGCAGAAGCUGCAGCUCGGGCAGGAGAUGAAGAAACCCAUCGAAGACCUGUAUUUAACUGAUCACAAGCCUUUGCCGGAGUUUGUCCCCAUUCCAGGCCUGGUGCUUUCUGGCUGUGCCUUUUCUAACUGUCUCAUAGUCAUUGAGUUUUUGCACAACUAUGGCAAGGUGCUCGGCUUCGACCCCAGCAGGGAUGUGCCCAGCUUGAAUACACUCCAGGAAGGGCUGCUGAAUGUUGGAGACAAUAUGGCUGAUAUCCAGGAUCUGCUCAUUCGAUUACUCCAGAUUGCAGUGCUCGAUCCAGGAUUGCCACAUAAAUACCAGUCAGCAACAUUUCUUGGGCAGCGAAUCUGUGAUAUUGGAAUCAACCGGGAUAAUGUGUCAGAAGUGCUGCGGAUUUUCCUGGAGUCUUACGGUGCUGAAACAGAGCUUUGUGAAGGGCUGAAAAGCAAAUCAUUCCAGGCACACUGCUCUGAGAAAAAGGCAGCAGUGCUAGCCUUCCUCGUCAAUGAGCUGCUGGGGAGCAGCAUAGUGAUAAGGGAAAUAGAUAAAAACAUAGAUCAUCGUGCCAACAUUCGGAAGAACAAGUGGAUCGUGGAUGGCAAACUGAGGAGGUUAAAGAGAGCUCUGGCAAAGAAGAAAGGAAUUCAGGAGGCCGAUAGCAUUGUGGACAGCAAGAGGCGAAAGCAAGGCCUCUGUUCUGAAGAAGGCCACAACAGUAUAGCAGCAAGCACAAGGGCCGAGGAGAGUGUGAAGGAGGAAACAAAAGAUAAAUCAUCAGAAAGAAAGAUUGAUGGAAUGAUUAAGAUGGAUGAUCAUCCUUCUGCCAGCAUUGCUGAAUUAAAUCGUCAAAUCGAGAAACUCAGUAAGCGACAAAGUUUUUUUGCACGGAAGCUGCUUCAAGUCUCCCAGACACUACGUGCCUUGUUAUUGGGGCAGGACCGUUUCAGGCGACGCUACUGGGUUUUUCCCCACCUCUGUGGGGUGUUUGUGGAAGGCUCUGAGGGUUCGCUAGGUACUGAAGAGUUGGAAGCAGAAAAGAGCAAGCUUUUGGAGAAUGCCCCAAUUAAAGUGGAGGCAGGCGAGGUAGCUGACAAGAAUCCAACCACUCUGGGUCAGCCAUCAGAUAACCAGCAGGGAAUAUGUGACGCCGAACUGGUCAACCCAGAGAAUCCAAAGUUGCAAGAUGCUGCAUAUGCCAAACAUUCCAGUGAUGCUAUACAAGACUCCCAUUCCACCAGUCAGACUCCUCAAAACAUUGACCAGUCGGGUGUUUUUUUAGCCUGGCUGAGCAUCCUACAGAACUCUGUGUCAAACCUUUCCCUUCCUACACCUCACUGCAGCUCUAACAAAGAUAACCCGAGUACUAUCUCCCCAGAAGUGCUGCUGGCCAGCAAUCGGAAGCUGUUUGAUCUUAGCAUCCCAAACUCAGAGCAAAGUGUCAAAGAGUGUGCUGAGAAACACGGACAGUGGUUCAGCCUUUUACCUAGAACACCCUGCGAUUCCUCGUCGAUUACCCAUCUGCCAUUUUCUUCACAACAGAAUCAAUCCCAGAGACUGGAUUCUGAUACAAGUCAGCUGAACCAAGAUGGACUAAAGCCACUUACAUCUCCUGAGUUUACAUCAUCACAGUCUGCAGACUUGAUGGACCCCGCUGCUCCUUGCGAGACCCCGAUCCGCACUUCUGUCGAAGUUGGCUCCACUGCGACCAAACCAAAGGUCAAGUCUCGUCGUUGCGAUAGUGCUCCUCAGAGUGUAUGCUUUUUGCCACCGACACCUAGGCGUCGUGGACGACCAUCAAAAUUGCAGAAAGAGAUGAGUCAGCGGCAAUUGAAACCUAUUCCAGAAGAGAUGCAGAAAGGCUGGUGGCACAUUGACAACCUGGAGCAGCUAAAUUGCCUCCUUAAAGCCCUUCAUCCGCGGGGGCUACGGGAAAAGGCUUUACAGAAACAACUCCUCAAACAUAUGGACUAUGUCAGUCAAGCUUGUAUGAGAGAGAAGAAAGAUUCCAUCUUUAGCAAUAAUGACAAGGAGCAUUCCGUAACGAAGGAAAUGGUGGAGAAGUGGAAGCCAGAGAAGUGGGCAUUUCCAGUCGAUCUUGCAGCUCUGCGCUACCUUGAGGCCCUGGAGCAGAGAGUAAUAUCUGCAAGUCUGCAGGUGAAGGGCUGGACCAGUCCAGACACCGACUCCACUCGAGAUGACCUGGUGUAUUUCGAUCAGCAAUGGCUCACCUCAGGUGAUGGGAAAAUGAAAGAUGAGGAGGAGAUGGAGUUAAUGCGACGAAAUAACAACCCUCUGGACUUGGCUGUAACCCGCUUGGCAACGUUAGAGUUAAACGUAGAGCGGCGAUAUCUGAAAGAACCACUGUGUCAACCAGUUUCAGGGAAAGUGGAGAACACAGGGACAAUGAGUUCUGCUUCUGCAGAGGGUGUCAAUGAUGCUAAGCAGUACAGCAAUGAAGGUCACAUCUCUCCUGGCUUAAGUGUGUGGCGAGAAACCUUACUGAAAUGCACAAAUGCUGCUCAGGUAUUCAUGUGCAUUCAACAACUCGAGAGGGCCAUUGCCUGGGAGAAAUCUAUCAUGAAAGUGUCAUGUCAGAUCUGUGGAAAGGGGGACAAAGAUGAGUUUUUGCUGCUGUGCGACAAUUGUGAUCAGGGAUGUCACACCUACUGCCUCAAGCCCAAGAUUGUUGAGAUUCCAGAGGGAGACUGGUUCUGUCCGAUCUGCAUUGCCAUGGCAAGUAACCAGUCUGUCAGGAGUGGGGCAUCCCAGAGAGAAAGCAAACAGAGAAGAAACAGGAGGCAUUUCACAAACAAAGCCAAUGACUUUGAGUAUUUUGACCCACAUUGUCCUAGAAAAUAUAUGAAGAAACGCAGAAGAAAGUGUUCAAUGCGAGGGGGAUCUCCAGCUGCCAAGAGGAAGAAAAUAUCAAACCGAGACCAAUCCAGUGACCUCAUGUUAUGCGAGGUUAUCCUCAUGGAAAUGGAAGCCCACGAGGAUGCCUGGCCCUUCCUGCAUCCUGUGAACCCAAGGCUGGUGCCUGGCUAUAGGAAAAUCAUCAAAAGGCCCAUGGACUUUUCCACCAUCAGGAGAAAGUUGAUUAGUGGGAAAUACUUGACUUGUGAGGAGUUUGCUGAAGACACUACGCUGGUGUUUGAUAACUGUAUGACCUUUAAUGAGGAUGACUCGGAAGUCGGACGAGCAGGAUACAUAAUGAGGAAAUUCUUUGAGAGUCGAUGGGCCGAGUUUUACCAUUCAAGCUAGACAGUCAUCAGAAAAUUGGGGCAAUGGAGUUCAAGAUAAGGCCCAGAAACAUUGCUCCUCCGAAGCUCUGUGUAAAAUAUGAGCUUGGUGUGAAUUGUCAAAAGCCAUCUCUGGCUGUUGGCUGCUCAGGACUGGAAAUGAAAUAGGUUUUGACAGUUUCAUAUGGCUCAAUGGUGGAAAUUAAUCCACAGUAUUUAAAAAUAAACCCUAUCCUUAAUGUGUCAGUCUUAGCUUUUAGAUGCCGAGGUUGAAUAUGUGGGGAAUGGACAUCACAACAAGGGGUGCUCAAUAGACUGCUUGAUACCAUUAGACUUUGCUGCCAGUUACUGCACUUCAUCAUUCAUUUCAAGAGGGGUGAGAACAAUUGGAGUAAAGCUAUUUCAAACUGGGAAAGGCACAGGUUAAUUAUGUUACAUGUUCAUCAACUAACACAGAGUGGGACUUAAACCUGCAUUCUCAUGCUCUUACAGUGACACCUGAGCUUUCACUAAAUUGUUUCAGUACUCAGCCCAGAGAAUUAUUUAUUUCCCCAUUGAAAUGUUUACUGUGCUGACUCAUGGCAAUGACGUGUCUGUUUUAGGAAUGUUGCAGGUCAGCACUCAUCUGGUCUGAACUGUAUGAGCUUUUGAAUUGGCCAGGACAAAGCUUUCUCCUUUAAGUAAACGUAGGGGCUGAUAGAGGUGACAAAUCAGAUGAACAAUACAGUGACAGCCAACGGUGAGGUGCCAUACACAGAGUUUAGCUCUUAUGUUGCCCAAGGUCACAAAAGCAGCAUUCCACCUCUAUGAAAAGGAGCAGCCACAGAAAUGUUCAUCUUAAAAACAGCAUUCCAAACAUUUUGUGAGUUUUUCUUCUGUUCUGACCCUCUCUCCCUGCAUCAACCUCCCUCAGCAAUGAGGCAGACAACAUCACACACAAGUGACAUAACCAGUACAACGAGCUGUAAGGGACGAAAUUACCCAUCACGUCCAGAUUUCACUAAUAUCUAUUUAUAUUUGUGACAUUUAGUAAAUAAUAUUAUUUAUAUUGUUUUUUUAAAUUUUGCACUGAGCUCCAGAACUUUUGUUUGGGAGGCGGGGGGCAGCGGCGAAGGUGAAAUCUGGAGUGAUAAGUUCCCAGUCCAGACAGCACAAUGCCAUUUAGUAAUUCCAGUUCUAGAAAUCUUGGGCCAACUGUAACCAUUCCUGAAGCGUAGUUAAAGAUUUACAAAGCAUCAUCUGCAGCAAUAUAGCAAUAAUUUUUUUUCCCCCCAAGGAUGAAUAUGAAUGUCAUAGCUCUUGCUCCAAGUUGGAAAUAUAGAGUCCAUUGAAAUUCACGUUCUUGUCUUUCACUACAAUGUCCAAUGCCCCCUCAAUGCCUCAAUAUUAUUGACUUUCACUACAAUGUUCCCCCUCACCCCAAACUUACAAAUUCGGGCCCUCUUGUGCUCCUCAGAGUACAGGUCACAGUAAAGUACAAAGUGUGGCUACAUUCCAAACACAGCAUUCACGUCAAAUCUCGUGUGACUGACAGAUUGUUGGGAAGGUAAAUAGAUUUAAUAAAAGGAAGAGUGCAUGUGUGCAGUAAAUUUCAUGCAGGUUUUUUCAGACUGCUCCAGGUGGAUGGCUAAACAUAGUCUGGCUUACAUUACA
Chiloscyllium plagiosum (whitespotted bambooshark) is the source of this 7508-nucleotide messenger RNA. Lineage: Eukaryota; Metazoa; Chordata; Chondrichthyes; Orectolobiformes; Hemiscylliidae. The record is from RefSeq and is a predicted model, not a curated record.